AUGCAACCUUUUAUGAACGCUUUCCGUCGGGUUCCAUUUUCUCCUGGUAUUUUUAAAUUUGCAGCAAUUCCUCGUCGUGGAUAUGCUCAAGCUGCUCAAAAAAAUGAAAAGUUGAUUCUUUCGAUGGCUUUGCCCUACCGUACCGUCUUUGACAAAGUACCUGUAACUCAGGUUGAUCUUCCCACUGAGGAUGGUGAGAUGGGUGUUUUGAAAGAUCACGUACCCAUGGUUCAAUGCUUACGUCCUGGUGUUAUUCAGAUCACGGAUGAAUCCAACGCUGUUUCCAAAUACUUCGUUUCUGGUGGUUUUGCUGUCCAACAACCCUCGAAUGAGCUUUCUGUAACUUCUCCCGAAGCUUUUAAGUUGGAGGACUUUUCAUCUUCUGUCGUUGCUCAAUUGCUCGAAAAGUACAGAGCUGAAGCUGCCUCCUCGGAUGAAAAGGUUGCUGCUGAAGCUUCGAUUCGCGUAGGAGUUUUGGAAACCCUUUCUGGUGCUUUAAAAUAA
Messenger RNA from Schizosaccharomyces osmophilus, 504 nucleotides. It is a transcript of the gene atp16, whose product is annotated as F1-FO ATP synthase delta subunit. The transcript has a single exon. Gene Ontology annotation, molecular function: proton-transporting ATP synthase activity, rotational mechanism. Gene Ontology annotation, biological process: proton motive force-driven ATP synthesis. Bases 1 to 504 code for a protein of 167 amino acids. The record is from RefSeq and is a predicted model, not a curated record. Lineage: Eukaryota; Fungi; Ascomycota; Schizosaccharomycetes; Schizosaccharomycetales; Schizosaccharomycetaceae.